Rhagoletis zephyria (snowberry fruit fly) is the source of this 1496-nucleotide messenger RNA. The record is from RefSeq and is a predicted model, not a curated record. Lineage: Eukaryota; Metazoa; Arthropoda; Insecta; Diptera; Tephritidae.
GACCCACCGCCGAACCUGCCUCGUCAACAACCUCCUCACCAUCUCCAGCUACCCCCGAACCUCGACCGCCACCAGGACCCACUGCUGAACCUGCUAGCAGUACCACAUCAUCUCCAUCUCCAGCCACCCCUGAACCUCGACCCCCACCAGGACCGACCGCCGAACCUCCCAGCUCAACCACCUCUUCACCCUCACCAGCAACCCCUGAACCUCGACCUCCAUCAGGACCAACAGCAGAGCCUCCCACUUCAACCACCUCCUCACCAUCACCAGCCACUCCCGAACCUCGACCACCGGAAACCCCUUCAACUCAAGAGACAACCACUUCCGUCUCCCAGCCAGCCACCCCUGAACCUCGACCUCCAGAAACUCCUUCAACUAUUGAAACAACCACUUCCGUCUCCCAGCCAGCCACCCCUGAACCUCGACCUCCAGAAACUCCUUCAACUAUUGAAACAACCACUUCCGUCUCCCAGCCAGCCACCCCUGAACCUCGACCUCCAGAAACUCCUUCAACUAUUGAAACAACCACUUCCGUCUCCCAGCCAGCCACCCCUGAACCUCGACCUCCGGAAACGCCUUCCACAGUCGAAACCACAACUUCCGUUUCCCAACCAGCAACCCCUGAAAUACGAACUCCCGACACACCGGCCACGCCUCCGGAAACCAGCACCGUCAAUCCAGUGACCGUCCCCGACCAGGUGAACCCCGGCGAAUCGUCAAAGGACCCGGUCAAUCCGCAGCCCACCCGGGACCCGAUCAAUGAGAAUCGCAACAGCAAAGACCCGGAGAAUGGCGCCAUCACCGGAGAGCCGAAACUAUUCAUGUGUCCUACGAUUAACUGUCUCGGACCUGAUUCAACAGAUGAUGACGACUACUACCCAGAUGAUAGUUUGAUUGAAUUUCCCACCUUUCCAUCGCCUUUUGAGCCGCCGCCUAAAUCAAAUUACUGGCAAACUUAUGUUCCAAGAAACGUUCCAAAUUAUCAGCCGAACUAUUACCCGAAUUAUCAGCCAAAAUAUCCGCAAAACUAUCAACCAAAAUAUCCGCAAAACUAUCAACCAAAAUAUCAGCCCAAGUAUCAGCCAAAUUAUUUGCCAAAUUAUCCGUCAAACUAUCCGCCAAAAUAUCAGCCAAAUUCCUACAAUUACAAAACACCCUCUCCGCCAAUUUUAACACCAACACCACCACCACCUAAACUGCUGAUCACCUCAACAAAGUAUCCAAAAGCUUUCGAAACCAGAACAAAAAAGCCGAGAAAAAUGACUACACAUUUUACUACAACUACUACAACUACUACAACAACAAAACUUCCAAGAACAGCUCCGCCAAACAAAGUUUUACCUCCAUCACCAUCACCACCACCAAAACCAAAAACUAAAGUAAUCAACGUCAAUGGCGGCGAGGACUUUGGCGACAAAAUGGUGAAGGUCAACUGGAACAGGAACAUGAUCUUGGAGCGAGAGACAGACCAACUCCAGCAAGAUCAACAAUAG